Messenger RNA from Penicillium crustosum, 874 nucleotides. Its product is annotated as pre-rRNA-processing protein PNO1. Gene Ontology annotation, molecular function: RNA binding. Gene Ontology annotation, cellular component: nucleolus. The coding region runs from base 58 to 807 and encodes 249 amino acids. The record is from RefSeq and is a predicted model, not a curated record. The transcript is spliced from 4 exons. NCBI's taxonomy places the organism in Eukaryota, Fungi, Ascomycota, Eurotiomycetes, Eurotiales, Aspergillaceae.
AUUUUGCGAUAACAGAUUUUAUGAAAAAAAAAAACUUCAUUCUUUAAUCAACACAAUAUGUCGGCACCUACAGCUAUUCGCCAGCCAGAGCAGGCCCUACAGUUUCAGCCUGAGGCUGUCUCUCACGAUCAGGAUGAUGAAGUUUUGAUCGAUGUACAAGCCACGAACGAGGGCGCCCCGGCUAACCCCGUCGCCGAGUCUGCGGAGGACACCGAAAUGCGCAUCGACGAGGAAGGUCGCCCUGUCUUCACCCCGGCUAAGGACGUCGCAACCGCAUAUAAGAUCGAAACCCGAAAGGUGCCUGUCCCACCGCACCGUAUGACCCCUCUCAAAGCGAGCUGGGCCAAGAUUUGCCCUCCCAUCGUUGAGCACCUCAAGUUGCAAGUGCGAAUGAAUAUCAAAACCCGAUCCGUGGAAUUGCGAACCUCAAAGUUUACCAACGAUGUGGGAGCUCUGCAAAAGGCCUUCACUCUUGGCUUCGAUCUCGACGACGCGAUUGCUCUUCUCCGACUUGAUGAUCUGUACAUCCAGACCUUCGAGAUCAAGGAUGUGAAGACUCUGAACGGCGAACAUCUUGGUCGUGCCAUUGGACGUAUUGCAGGAAAGGAUGGAAAGACCAAGUUUGCCAUCGAAAACGCCAGUCGGACACGAGUGGUACUUGCAGACCAGAAGAUUCACAUUCUGGGUGGAUUUAAGAACAUUCACAUUGCCCGAGAGGCAAUUGUCAGCUUGAUUUUGGGUAGCCCUCCGGGCAAGGUUUAUGGCAACCUUCGGACUGUUGCUUCGCGAAUGAAGGAACGCUUCUGAUUCCACGACUCAUAUAUCUCAUCCGGCAUGGUGUGGGCGUUCAGGUGCAUCAGGUUUUACGCUGUCU